CACAGCAGCCCCCCUCCUUCUCACACAUCGCCGCCGCCGCCAGCCUCCCUCCGGUGCCGCCGUCGCGCCACCGCCACCUCCGGCGGUGGUCCUCCUUCCUCCUCCCUCUUUCUCCCUUCUCACCCUCUCUCUCCCUUUCCUAUCUCUCUCUCAGAGACCACUCCACCACCGCCGCCGUAGCGAGCCCGACGACGCACCGCCACCACCGUGCGCAACACAGACGCCGCCGCCACCUCUAGAUCUCCUCCCGUUCAGAUCAGCCGUCGCCGUCGCGGACUCCUCCUCUCCCUCUCCCUCUCCCCUUCUUUCUCUCCAGGUCUGCCGCCGUCGCCGCCACUGUGCAUGCACAGGCGGCGGCUUCAGCCUCCUCCGCGCCUCGCACCGCCGGCCGCUGCCACAGCCGAGACCUCUCCCAGCCGCCGACAUCGAUUCCCGAUAGGGAAAAUCAACAUCUGAACCAAACCAAUCUGAGACGAUGAGAGCUGCCGGCCGCCGCCGCGCGGCGGAAUCCCUCGCUCCGGACCGGCGUCCGCUACCUCCCACGCCCACCAACACAGCAGAUCCUUGGCAGUCAGUCACCACUCCUGUCAACCGCCGCGAAUCUGACGCCAGCUUCUGCAGCAGCCUCCCCUCAAUUGCCUCCGCCGGCCGCCCUUCCGCCGCCGCCACCAACAUAUCCGACCGAUCUUACCAACUCGCCGCCCUCCGCACCAUCAAUUCCUACCUCGCCUCUCAUUCCGCCCCCUUUUCGCUUAAGCCUCCUUUGCCUUCCGCUAAAGACAUCACCGAAACCCUAAAGCUUCUACUGCAGCGCUUCGGGUUCGCUUCUCAGAAAAUCGACGGCGAUCUCAGCCACGCGUUGAAAUCACUCAAAUGCCCCUUGAAAUUGAACAAAUCGGCCCUGCGCGCCCCAGGUACGCCGCAUUCAUGGCCCAAUUUGCUUCCGGUUAUCCACUGGCUUGUUCAAUUAGCUCAGUACACGGAUUCUACAUUGAAUUCGUCUCCUGAACUUGAGGGUGAAAAGAUGUUGAUGCACAAUGUAAACAGUUAUCUGCUCUACAUUAUGGGAGAUGAUGAGGCUAUGGAUGCUUUGGAUUCGGAGUUUAUAAGUGAGUUGGAAGAGUGGAGGGAUAAAGUGGGGGAAACUGCGACGGCUGUUGACGAAAAUGCUAACGAGCUGGAUGCCAAAUUGACGAGUUUGAAGAAGGGCCCGAGUCAGAAGGAGGUUUUGGAGCAGGAAAAGGCAGUUGUAGAAAAGGACGUGACGAAGUUCCAUGACAUGAUCGCACAGCUGGACGCACAUUUGGUGGAUGUGCAGAAGAAGCUAGUGGAGAAGGAGAGGGCAUUGGAGGCCAAGGCGGAGGAGCGGAAGAGGAUUUGCGAUGAGAAUGAGGAGUUGAAGAGGAAGAUUGAGGAACAGGGGAUUAAUAUGAGAGAUGCUGAGAGAAUGAAACGAGAAUUGCAGGCUGUGGAACGUAAUUUAGAGGAGGCCGAGGCUGGGAGAAGUGGCUGGGAGGAGAAGAUUUGGGAGCUCGAUUCUGAGAUAGGCAAUAAGUUUAAGGAGCUCGAGCAUCUUUUGAUGGAAUGCAACCAAACUAUUAGAAGGUUGAAGCUUGGAAAUGGAUUUCAAUAUCAGCUGCAUGCCGACGGGUCCACACCAGCUGAGGUCUUGGGAUUAGAUUACAAGAGCAUACUAAAGCCCGCACUUGUUGCCUUUGUUGAGGAAAUAAAAGGGAGCUCAAUGGAGAAAUUGGAAGAACUGAUUUCUCUUCGGCCACAAUCAGGUGAAAAUGCUGCUAAGCUGGAGGAUAAACGGACUCGUAUUGCUGUCCUUCAGUCCCACAAUGAUGAGGUUGAAUCUCAGCUGGACAUAGUGACGAAAGAAAUGCAAGAGUAUAUCUCUAGACGCGCAGCAGAAGCAAAGAAGAUGGUAGAGGAAGUUGAAACGAAGGCUCAGCACAUCUCUAUUGUUGAAAAAGAUGCAGCAGAAUUGUUGAAGAAUUCCAAGGCCGGGCUGCACGAAGACACGAUUCAAACUGAAGAAGAUGUUAAGUUGUGUGCUCGGGAACUCUUUGACUUGAUUAAUUCAGUUGCAGCAUACAAAGAGUACGUAGGCUCAAAAAUUGCACGAAUGAGGACCGACCUGCUGGAAACUGCUGGUGCCGUUGCUGAUACUUACAAAGGGUACCGUUCGUCACAUGGCCACGUUGUUUCAGAUUCGAACAAUUGCCUAACAUAAAAGGUUGGGAACUCCCAACUCACUUGAUUUUCUUAGCUAAAUAUGAGUAGUACUCCAUAUUUAUCUAAUACAGUACAAGUUUCUGUGGAGAAAUCGUUGUUGAUGAAUUCGAAAGUGGAGAAAUCGUUGUUUAUGUUAGAGAAUAGUUUGUUUCUUGUGUGUAUAUUUGGUUAAUAGGAAUGAGAUAUCAUCAAUGUAUUUUCACUUAAUUUAUGUUUCUUUUACUGGGAUAAUAUUAAGAUGUCGUUAAGUACGUAA
Salvia splendens (bonfire salvia) is the source of this 2497-nucleotide messenger RNA. Its product is annotated as kinetochore protein NDC80 homolog. Lineage: Eukaryota; Viridiplantae; Streptophyta; Magnoliopsida; Lamiales; Lamiaceae. The record is from RefSeq and is a predicted model, not a curated record. The transcript is spliced from 5 exons. Bases 476 to 2239 code for a protein of 587 amino acids.